AUUUGCCCGCUCAAAUGCACAACUAAAAUUAACUAUCGCAAUUCCUCAUGUUGUUGGGUCCAGUCCAGUUGAGUCGAAAUUUAUUCACCGGGUGUUGUCAGUUGUGUAUCGAUGGAUUCCCAUCAAAUUCGGGUAACCGCGCUUGGGCGCAGCGGGCGCAGCGUGAAAGUUGGAAAUUUUUACAACUAUUAUUCCGACAGCAUAUUCGAUUUUCAACAGGCAGAGUCAUAGUGCCCCAGGAAUCCAUAUCAAUCAACAAGAUAUUACCUGAAACAGCUAAGUGGUUUCAUCUGCCUCAAUCCAGCCAUUUGAAGGACGAACUCUACGAAGCCUUAUGCAUCAAUACGCACCUGCGCAUCAGCAUUGAUAACAAAUUUGUGGACUUGAGCCAACUUUGGUUCGCUGAUUUUCUGGAAUCAAGCCAAGCAGCAGCAGAAGUAGAAGACAACAAUGGAGCUCAAGUCACUUUCGUUUUCCGAGCCUGCCGACAAAUCGAAGCUCUUUGUCCAAAAUUCAUCGACUCGAAACUCAACGAAUACCAGAUCGCAACUUACGGUCAAGUAACUCAUUUGGUCGAGCAGGUUAUUUACGGAGCCGAAUUUAUUUGUUCGCUGCAAAGAACCAUCGAUCGCCAGCACGAAACGAAGGAGAAAGCGGAAAUAAACCUAUACUUGGCAGCCGAAGAAUACUUCAAUCAAGUAUUUGGUCUUAAUAACGAUAGUCCAGAUUUACCUGCAGCAUUAGACAAUGUCCAAUGUCAAAUCCUCAGCAGCCUUGAUCCUGGUAAUGAACUAGAGGGAUCUUUCCAGAAAUCCAUUCAACAUCUCAAGGAUGCGAUGAGUUUUGAUAAUGACGACAGUCACUGGAGACCGGUUGAAAUUACUUUACGAAAUAUCCCGGAACAAAUGGAAGCUCGACGUCGGUACGAAAUGAAGAAUGAUGUCAUCAAAAGAUGCAAUAUGCGUCAAGCCACGUUUGAUCGGAUUAUGGAUUUUGGAGUUGCUGAAUUUAAUGAUCCCCUUAAUCAUUUUAAAAUAUUUCCUCAACUCCACAUUGUUAUAUCCCAGUUCUCUUGGUUGCUAGGACCACUUAAGCAGAAAAUUCAGAGAUUUCACGAGACAUUAAAAACGACGACUAAUCCCGAACGAAACCUUGAAGAAAGACAAAUCUCCAACUUACUCCGUGAUACGUUGUAUUGGAUGUUUCACCUACGUUCUGACAUGGACAAGAUUUUUUGGCUAAUCGAAGGCACCCAAUUGAAAAUUUUGGAUUUGGCAAAGAUUGAGAUGCUUACGGCAACCAACAAACUAAAUCGAGCCAAAGUAUUUGUGUUGAGAGCCGAAUUCUAUCCAAGUCCGCUAAUUGAGUCCAUUUAUGCAUAUAUUGGUAAUCCUUCUGCAAUAACUGCCCCUCUUCCGGUCCUUCCGAUACUUUUGGGUGACAAGAGGCAACUCGAAAAAAUUAGAGAAGAGUUACAACAAUUUUCCGCAGAAGCGCAAUCGAAUUCUUUGCUGGAUCAAGAGGAGCUGCGACAUCGCUACUAUAUUGGAAUAACUUCUGAAUAUCCGCAUUUAACCGACGGUACAGUAACGACUUUUGGAGACUUCAUGAAAGAAAACGAUUCUCCGAUGAAACAACAACAAGGAACUGGAAUUAAGCAAGAAAGUAGAUCAUUUUCAGGUGCUGAAGUAAAUCUUUCUACCGGAGUUUGUCUAUCCAUGGAGCAAAGAAACAACUCGAUCUUAACGUCGCCGGAGUCGAGCGCUGACACGGAAGUCGUUCAUUACCAGUCGUCGAAAUCGCCUAAAAUGAAGCAGGCAAAUCAACUAAAACGACUGGAUGAAGAAGGCCGACGGGUUGAAGAGGAAGAUACGAAAUCGGAAUCUUUAGUCGACUGCAUGCAAGCCCAUUGUAGUAUAGGAGACAAACUGGACGAGAAUGAGAACUGCAUCACAGAAGAAUCAGUUGACGACGUUGGUAAUCAAUCUGUCCAAUACUGGAACAGUACAAUGUCAAUCUCCCACCGUGAAUUCUACCAUCAUGAAAUUUCCAUAGACAUGGACUGCGCUACUGAAACACCUCCGCCCGACGAAAUUGAAAAUGAUGACCAGCUCAACAACCAAAUAAUUGCCGAAUUUUUCGCCGAUGAGAAAAACCGGUGCGCUGAAUUAAUCAAGAAAGGACAACCUAAUGUUUAUUUGCUGAACGCUACGGACACGUCGGCGAGUGAAGAUCUCCGGUGGUUUGACGUCGGUAGGCCUGUCCGUUCUCCGCCAACCUGUAUGAAAAAUCACAAAUUAAUCAUCUUGAUGGGCGCCACUGGAUGCGGCAAGAGCACCCUGAUAAACGGAAUGGUCAACUACAUCCUCGGCGUCAAAUGGAACGAUCCGUUCCGUUUCAAAUGUGUCCGCGUGAUGACAAAACGACUGCCAGGAACCAGGCGCAUAGUCAAACGAGUACAGUAACAUCCUACACUAUUCGCCACCGUAAUGGAAUGGCAGUUCCUUAUUCGAUCACGAUCAUCGACACGCCCGGCUACGGAAACACGAGAGGAGUGAAAAGAGACAAGGAAAUCACGCGCAACAUUCAACAAUUUCUGACUCAACAGGAAAGUCGAGUAGAAGAAAUUCACGCCGCCUGUUUUGUGGCCGCUUCCGGUGACAGCCGAUUAACCGCCACCCAGAAAUACAUCAUCGACUCUGCUCUUUCUAUUUUUGGUAAAGAUAUAAAAGAGAACAUUCGCCUGUUGGUGACAUUUGCGGACAAUGCCGAUCCUCUCGUCGUCGAGGCCUGCCGUGCUGCCGAUUUCCCCGUGACAUCCGCGUCGGCCGGAAUUAUUUUUAGCAAAUUCAACAGCUCCGUCCUGUACGCAUUCCAUAUCGACGCGACAGAUUCCUCCUCCUCCCUAGCCAGCACCACCAGUGAUUUACCAGACAUCUCGAACGUCACAGCCAACGCUGACAGCGACAGCGUCAACUCGAUUGCCAGUACUAACAACAUAACCGCCGAAGUCGAGCCCGUCGAAUUUUUAGCUUGAAAAGUUGACUUUCGGCUGUAAUCCCCCAUUUUCUUCUUUUUCUUUAUUUUUUUGGUGCUUCCUUAUUAUUUUUCCUUUUUUUGAUUUUUUUAAAACGUCGUUUAUCCAUUUCUUAAUAUUCUUGCUAGAGAAAGAAGCUCAGCGCGCUGGGGUUUAGACGGAUCAAUCACGGCCAUCGUUUUCCUCGAUUUUCUUUUUUUUUAAACAAAAAAAAAGAAUUAUUUAAAAGUGAAGAAAAAUCAAAUGUAGAUGAUCGCUUCUUCUUCGCAUCGAAAGGAAAAGUCCUUGUUUGUUUGUUUACUUUUCAACUGGUAACCAUCUAUUUCUACAUAAUUUUUUUUUAUUGUAUCCCACAUUUUUCUUGGUUGUGGGCUUUAAGCCUUUAAUAGCGAAACUGAAAGAAAAGGAGUUUUCUUCACGAGGAAAAUUGUGCGAGGAAAAAUUGCAGCUGGUUAAUUUUUUCUUCUAUUUUUCUUUUUCGUCUUUCGAAUCGCGGUCGAUGAGUUUUUAACUAUCUAUCUAUCGAUGUUUUUUUUUCUUGCUGCUUUUACUUCUCUGCUUAUUUGUAAUGCACCUUAAUUUUAAACAAGCUCUGGUCAAGACCGUU
This is a messenger RNA of Daphnia pulicaria, 3644 nucleotides long. RefSeq lists its product as uncharacterized. The record is from RefSeq and is a predicted model, not a curated record. Bases 48 to 2465 code for a protein of 805 amino acids. NCBI's taxonomy places the organism in Eukaryota, Metazoa, Arthropoda, Branchiopoda, Diplostraca, Daphniidae. The transcript has 4 exons.